Messenger RNA from Zingiber officinale, 3412 nucleotides. RefSeq names its product homeobox-leucine zipper protein HOX32-like. Lineage: Eukaryota; Viridiplantae; Streptophyta; Magnoliopsida; Zingiberales; Zingiberaceae. Bases 639 to 3203 code for a protein of 854 amino acids. Gene Ontology annotation, molecular function: DNA-binding transcription factor activity; DNA binding; lipid binding. The record is from RefSeq and is a predicted model, not a curated record. The transcript is spliced from 18 exons.
CCCCUCCCCUCAUUUGAUUUGAUGUUUGAAGCAAUCUCUCUCCUAUCUCCUUCACUCUGUGUGCGCGCAAUCGCAUUGAAGCGAUAAAAAGAGGCACUUUUAUCUUUACUCCUCCCUCGCCAACACAGCCACAGGUGCAGUGCUACCAGAGGGUGUGAGGCAGGCCAAGCUCGAGCGGCACCAGCAGAGCGCCAUUAAAAAAUCCAAAACUUUUCCUCUAAAACAGUAGUUUUUUAAUCACUUUGCUAUUAUUCUGCAAACGAAAAAGCAUACGGAAGGAGAAGGGGCAGCAGCACAUCGCCGCACUCCCCAGCUUUUGAACUUUAAACGCGCCGCUCCCACCGUAAAGCCACUGGCCGACGAAAUCCAGCACGCAUCCAGAAGAAAAUCGUCUUCUUUCGCCCUUCUUCUUAUUCUUGUUCGUCACUGACGCCGUAGCUAUGCCCCCUGUGUAGGGAGAAGAGCGGAGAUUGGGGGUUGUCUCUGCUGUGCUGUCGGCGAGGUCUGAGGCGCUACGAUGCGUUCCCUUCUGCCUGGGUAAAGGAAGAGGAGUGGUCGCGGGAGUUGCGAGGCGGUGAGCGCCUCUGUUGUGGAAAUAUUUGAUUUUUAGGGUUUUUUUUCUCCUUCUGUGAGGGCGGAUGGAGAUGGAGUUGGUGGAAAGUGGAAAGGAGGCGCGGAAGGGACAUCAGGAAGAGGCGGUGAUGGAUGCUGGAAAGUACGUGAGGUACACGCCGGAGCAAGUGGAGGCGCUUGAGAGGGUCUAUAGCGAGUGCCCCAAGCCGAGUUCUCUCAGGCGGCAGCAGCUCAUACGGGAGUGCCCCAUCCUCUCCCACAUCGAACCAAAGCAGAUCAAAGUCUGGUUCCAGAACAGAAGAUGUCGGGAAAAGCAGAGGAAGGAAUCCUUUCGGCUCCUAACAGUUAAUCGCAAGCUCAGUGCCAUGAAUAAACUGUUAAUGGAAGAAAAUGAUCGGCUGCAAAAGCAGGUGUCUGAACUUGUUUAUCAGAAUGGCCAUAUGUGCCAGCAAGUGCAAAAUGCAUCUGUGACAACAAGAAACACCAGUUGUGAGUCUGUGAUUACAAGCGGUCAGUUUCACCAUCAGCAAAACUUAACGGCUCAGCCUCCUCAAAGAGAUGCUAAUAACCCAACCAGUCUUCUUGCAAUUGCGGAGGAGACCUUGGCAGAGUUCCUGGCAAAAGCUACUGGAACUGCUGUUAAUUGGGUUCAGAUGGUUGGGAUGAAGCCUGGUCCGGAUUCCAUUGGAAUUGUUGCUGUUUCUCACAAUUCUAUUGGAGUUGCAGCUCGAACCUGUGGCCUCGUGAGUCUAGAGCCCACCAGGGUUGCAGAGAUUCUUAAAGAUCGUCCUUCUUGGUAUCGUGAUUGUCGUUGCCUUGAUGUGCUCAGUGUAGUUCCGACUGGUAAUGGAGGAAAUAUUGAGCUUAUAUACAUGCAGGCAUAUGCGCCUACUACUUUGGCAGUAGCCAGGGAUUUUUGGACACUGAGGUAUACCACAGCUCUUGAAGACGGCAGUCUCGUGACCUGUGAGAGGUCAUUGACUCCUGCAACUGGUGGUCCGGCUGGGCCAUCGGCUCCAAGCUUUGUACGAGGGCAAGUACUUCCCAGUGGUUUUCUAAUUCGACCUUGUGAUGGUGGUGGUUCGAUGAUUCACAUUGUAGAUCAUAUUGAUUUAGAUGCAUGCAGUGUACCUGAGGUUCUAAGACCCUUGUAUGAAUCAUCAACAUUUCUAGCGCAGAAACUGACCCUUGCUGCCCUUCGCCACCUAAGACAAAUUUCUUUUGAGGCUAGUGCUGACGUUCAGUGUAGGAGUCAACAACCUUCUGUUUUGAGGAUUUUGAUGCAGAGAUUGAACAGAGGUUUCAAUGACGCAGUGAAUAGCUUUGCUGAUGAUGGUUGGUCUUUACUGGGCAGUGAUGGUGUUGAUGAUGUUACCAUUGCUGUAGAUUCUUCCUUGAAUCGAAUUAUAGGGUCUCAUAGUAAUUCUUCAGCAAUGUUUUCGACCAUAGGCAGCGGUAUUCUCUGUGCAAAAGCAUCAAUGUUGCUGCAGAAUGUACCACCUGCAAUACUGGUUCGAUUUUUGAGGGAGCAUAGAUCAGAAUGGGCUGAUUGUGCUGUUGAUGCUUAUUCGGCUGCAUCACUAAGAGGUUGUACCUAUUCAAUCCCUACCGUUAGAGUCAAUUCUGGCCUUUUGGGCAAUCAGGCGAUACUUCCUUUAGCUCACACUAUCGAACAUGAAGAGUCCUUGGAGGUGGUCAAGAUCGAGGGUCAUUGUUUCAAUCAAGACGUCAAUUUAUCCUCCAGGGAUAUGACCUUGUUACAGCUUUGCAGUGGAAUUGAGGAGAAUGCUAUCGGUGCCUGUGCUCAGCUUGUCUUUGCGCCCAUCGAUGAAUCUUUUACAGAUGAUGUUCCUUUGCUGCCCUCAGGCUUUCGUGUUAUACCACUGGAACCUAAAUCAGAUUCCUCUGCUCCUUCACGAACCCUCGAUUUGGCAUCCACACUAGAGACUGGUUCUGGUGCUGCUCCACGGUCCACUAAUGAGACUGCUUCAACUGCCUACAAUCUGCGAUCGGUCCUCACAAUAGCCUUCCAGUUCACAUUUGAGAAUCACCUUCGAGACAAUGUAGCAGCAAUGGCUCGACAAUAUGUUAGAAGUGUGGUUUCCUCAGUUCAAAGAGUUGCUAUGGCUAUUUCUCCAACACCAGGCUUUCAGAUUGGAUCCAAAAUUCUUCCACCUGGCUCUCCUGAAGCUAACACUCUGGCACAAUGGAUUUUCCGAAGCUACAGGGCUCAAACUGGAGCUGCACUACUUCAGAUAGACUCACAAGCUAACGACUCCUUGUUGAAAAUGCUUUGGCAGUGUUCGGAUGCAAUCAUGUGCUGUUCUUUAAAGACCUCGCCUGUUUUUACCUUCUCAAACCAAGCUGGUCUUGAUCUGCUGGAAACCACACUGAUAGCACUGCAAGACAUUAUGCUGGAAAACAUCCUAGACGAUAGUGCCCGAAAGAUGCUUUGCUCGGAGUUCCCAAAGAUCAUGCAACAGGGCUUUGCUUAUCUUCCCGGCGGUGUCUGCCUGUCGAGCAUGGGGAGGCCGGUGUCAUACGAACAGGCUGUUGCGUGGAAGGUCUUGAAUGAAGAGGGUUCAACCCACUGCCUUGCUUUCAUGUUUGUGAACUGGUCUUUUGUUUAAGUCCCAAUUUCAGUUAUUCUAGAUCUGUGAGCUUGUAAAAGUGGUUGAAACAACAAAAGUCAUGCAUCUCAUUUUGCUUAAGCCUGAAGUUGGCAAGAACUUGUGUUGCAACAUCUACUGAUCUAUCUAGAAAACAAUGUUAUGUAAUCUUAUAGUCCAAUUUAUCUUGUUAUCAUUGUUAUUUGGGCAAAAUCAAAACAGUUCUCAAA